Molecule: messenger RNA, 3917 nt
Organism: Nerophis ophidion (straightnose pipefish)
Lineage: Eukaryota; Metazoa; Chordata; Actinopteri; Syngnathiformes; Syngnathidae
Product: CDGSH iron-sulfur domain-containing protein 3, mitochondrial-like
Exons: 4
Coding region: 159-557 (132 amino acids)
Cellular component (GO): intracellular membrane-bounded organelle
Molecular function (GO): 2 iron, 2 sulfur cluster binding
Source: RefSeq, a predicted model, not a curated record
CACGUAGUGACUUGCGCUACUGCGCAGCCGCUGUUUGAAUCGGGUCGAGUACAUCAUCCGGUUCUUUUAUUAUUGUACUCGCUCUCAGUAAGAACGCACUAGUGCACUCAAUAAAGUGAGUGCGGAAGUGGAAUGGGACGACACCACUGUUGCGGAACAUGAACACAGUCAGCUCCAUGGUGUCGUCGGGAAGACGAUGUAUGCAGAAAAUCAGACGACCGCCACUCCUUUUACCUGCAGCUUCGUCGAGGGUACAGCGUCGUCUUCAGUCGACUCAACCCGUCUGUGCAGCCCGGCUACCUUACAUUGUCAAGGUGCAUGCUGGGAAACGCUAUGCCUGGUGUGCAUGUGGACACAGCAAGAAACAGCCUUACUGCGAUGGAGCUCACAAGACUGAAGCGCUGGGUAUUUCUCCACUUCGAUUCACUCCUGACAAAGACAAGACUGUCAUGCUGUGUGCCUGCAAGCAGACUAAAAACGCUCCUUUUUGUGAUGGCUCGCACUUUAAAGUCAUCUUCAAGGAUGUACUCAAGUCGGUAAAAAGCGUUUUCAAAUGAAUAUCAUUCACCUUUUGCUUUGAUUUGCUGUUUUUGCUAAUAGUAAACUGUGGGUGAAACGGUAGAAAUAAUCAUAUAUAUUUUAUAUCCAUAUACUGUAAUUAAGAAUGAUAAGGCUGAAAUGUACUCUCGCGACACUCCUCCCGCGUACGCAGACCUUGACAUGCACCUCCCAAAAAUGUUAGCUUCGCAGCGACAUGGAACGCACAGCUGAUUGGUCAACUUUUGCAGACGUGCUUGAAAUGCAAAAUUUGUUGUAUGAGAUAAUGCAGCAGUGAUUGAAUAUUUGCAUGUAAAUUGAUAUUGUGUACAGUACUUAAUAUCUUGGUGCGCUCUAAAAAUGAUAACUGAUUAUGUUGUUUUUCAACUUGUUGUGUCCAGUAGAAGUCAUCCCAAGAAUGGCACUCUUUUUAAGUUUUAUUGCCAAUAUAGUGCUAACGACAGAGUCAGAUCUGUCUUUGCCUUUUUCUCUUACACACACUUCCUCAUUACCUUUCAGGCACGGUGUGUUCUAGGGUUGUACUGUAUACCUGUACUAAUAAUAAUAAUGGAUUAGAUUUUGUAUCGCGCUUUUCUAUUAUUAGAUACUUAAAGCGCUCACAGAGAAAUGGGAACCCAUCAUUCAUUCACACCUUGCCACAGCUGCCCUGGGGUAGACUGACGGAAGCAAGGCUACAAGUUUGCGCCUACGGCCCGUCCGACCACCACCUAUCAUUCAUUCACCAGUGUGAACGGCACCGGGGGAAAGGGAGAAGUGUCCUGCCCAAGGACACAAUGGCAGCAAUUUGGAUGUCAAGAGGCGGGGAGCGAACCUGCAACCUCAGGUUUCUGGCACGGCCACUCUACCCACUACGCCAUACCGCUCUAGUAUAGAUAGAUAGAUAGAUAGUACUUUAUUUAUUCCGUCAGGAGAGUUCCUUCAGGAAAAUUAGUAUCGUGAUACGCAGACUGGCGGGAACGGCAGCUACGCAACGUCAUAUCCUCAAACUUUCAAAAUAAAAGCUCAGAUUUGUAAGAAUAAAGGAAAUACAAAAAUAAAUCCACAAAAACUUGGAUUAUAUUACUGAAAAUCCAUAUUUAAAGUAAAAAGAAGCAAACACAUCAUGUGAUGGAUUUUGGUGAAAUUAAUAACAACAAUAUGAAAUAAAAAAAGAAUACCAGAAUAUGCUGUUUCCUUUUUGUAUCGGUUACACUAGUGUGUGUGUGACAAUCAUUGGUACUUUAAUCAGCAAGUCAUUAUAAUAGUUAUUUAACAGUUGUGUUUAUUUUCAGUUACAUACAGAGCUCUCUGUUUUCCCAUGUCCAUAACGGGCAAAUUUGCAACGCUAUACGGCCACUAUUGUUCAGGUUGCACACCCUUCAUGAACGUAUCUUCCUAUGGUUUAUAAGUAAAACAUCCAUUAAAAGUACACAGAUGUUUCUGAAAGAUUAAUUCCAGUGCCAACAAAUACGUCAAAGUUGUGUUUGUAAUUUGUAAUUACACCAGUUGUUAGUGUAAGUUUGACAAUCAAAGUUAAAAAGAGUGUCAUACAUUGCGUGACUAAUUCUUGACGCAACAACAACACAAGCUGAAAAACGACACAUCCUGUAAUUAAUUUAAUAGCACACCAAGAUGUUUAGGUACACAAUAUAAGUUUGCAUGCAAAUAUUCUAUUUGUGCUGCUUUAUUUUUAUGCAAUAAAUUGUGCAUUUCAAGCAUAAUGUCUGAUCUCCUAUGCUCAGGGACCCUACUCGGUAAAGCUAACCAAGCACAACUCUUGGGGACGGUGUGGCGGAGUUUGGGAGAGUGGCCGUGCCAGCAACCUGAGGGCCCCUGGUUCGAUCCCCAGCUUCUACCAACCUCGUCAAGUGUCCUUGAGCAAGACACUUCACCCUUGCUCCUGAUGGGUCGUGGUUAGGGCCUUGCAUGGCAGCUCCCGCCAUCAGUGGAUGAAUGUGUGUGUGAAUGGGUGAAUGUGGAAAUAGUGUCAAAGCGCUUGAAGGUAGAAAAGCGCUAUACAAGUAUAACCCAUUGACAAUUUACCUCUGCGGUCUGCGAAUCAAGGAUAUUUGGAAGGUGCACGUCAGUCUGCGGCAGGGUACUGUACAUAUACUCUCACAUAGCGUUGCUUAUGUGAGAGUAUAUCCCAUGCUCUACCUCAGAGUUCCGAUCCAACUGUGGUUUAUGUCACUUCCUGAAUUUACCUGACAACACUAUUGUUGGAUGAAUUAAAGCGGUGUUUUUCAACCACUGUGUGCCGUGAGAUACAGUCUGGGGUACUGUGGGAGAUUAUCUAAUUGCACCUAUUUGGGUUAAAAAUAUUUUUUGCACACCAGUAAUUAUAGUCUGCAAAUUAUGUGUUGUUGUUGAGUGUAUGUGCUGUCUAGAGGUCGGCAGAGUAAGUGUGUAAUACUCUUCCGUAUCAGUAGGUGGCAGCCGGUAGCUAAUUGUUUCGUAGAUGUCGGAAACAGCGAGAGGCAGUGUGCAGGUAAAAAAGUAUCUAAUGCUUAAACCAAAAAUAAACAAAAGGUGAGUGCCUCUAAGAAAAGGUAUUGACGCUUAUGGAAGGCUAUGCAGAAUGAAACUAAAACUGAACUGGCUACUAAGUAAACAAAAACAGAAUGCUGACAACAGCAAAAACUUACUGUGGAGCAAAGACGGCGUCCACAAUGUACAUCCGAACAUGACAUGACGAUCAACAAUGUCCCCACAAACAAUAAAAACAACUGAAGUAUUCUUGAUUGCUAAAACAAAGUAGAUGCAGAAAAUAUCACUCAAAGGAAGACAUUAAACUGCUUCAGGAAAAUACAAAAAAAAGACGAAAAGCCACCAAAAUAGGAGCACAAGACAGGAAUUAAAACACUACACAGGAAAACAGCAAAAAACGCAAAAUAAGUCACGGUGUGAUGUGACAAGUGGUGACAGUACACCUACUUUGAGACAAGAUCUAUAUUGAUGCAUGUUUGGUUAUGCUUUAAAGUCAUAUCCAACAAUUGCGACAAUGACUUUUUACUGUCAACCGAGUUUCAUUUUUUAAUUAUUUCUGCUGGCGGUGUGCCUCUGGAUUUUUUUCAACGCAAAAAAUGUGCCUUGGCUCCAAAAAAGGUUGAAAAACACUGAAUUAAAGGGUAGUUUGUUUGAUACAUGGAAUUGAAGAAUACAUGUGCAUUAAUUUGCUUGUAAUCUGGACAGUAAGGACUGUCACUCAGAACGGUAUUUAGACACGAUGAAUCUUGACUAUCCCUACAUUGUACUCAUAGUAGUUUUAUUGUUUUAAAUAAUGCAGUAUACUUUGUAUGAAAAUCCUCCUAUAUAUUUUUUAUUGUAGUACCUUUUUUUCUACAAUGUUGUGAUUCAAAUAAAAGAGGGGAAAACUUGAA